AUGGCGACGGCUUCGUUCAGGUGGAUUUUGCAGCUACACAGAGACGUACCGAAAGCGGCUCGUUUCUACGAGCAAGGUCUCGAUUUCUCCGUCAAUGUCGUCACUUUACGUUGGGCUGAACUCCAGUCUGGUCCUCUGAAGCUAGCUCUCAUGCAAUCCCCUAGUGACCAUAUGGUGAGCGAGAAAGGAUACUCUUCGCUACUAUCGUUCACGGUGACGGACAUCAAUACAAAAAUCUCAAAACUUAUGGAAUUAGGAGCAGAACUCGAUGGCUCCAUCAAAUACGAAGUCCAUGGCAAGGUUGCAUCCUUGAGAUGUCUCGACGGUCAUGUCCUCGGCCUCUAUGAACCUUCCUAG
Thlaspi arvense is the source of this 357-nucleotide messenger RNA. Lineage: Eukaryota; Viridiplantae; Streptophyta; Magnoliopsida; Brassicales; Brassicaceae. The record is from the annotation of a GenBank genome assembly.